Alligator mississippiensis (American alligator) is the source of this 4920-nucleotide messenger RNA. It is a transcript of the gene SUPT7L, whose product is annotated as SPT7 like, STAGA complex subunit gamma. NCBI's taxonomy places the organism in Eukaryota, Metazoa, Chordata, Crocodylia, Alligatoridae. Bases 513 to 1751 code for a protein of 412 amino acids. The record is from RefSeq and is a predicted model, not a curated record. The transcript has 4 exons. Gene Ontology annotation, molecular function: transcription coactivator activity; protein heterodimerization activity. Gene Ontology annotation, cellular component: SAGA complex.
GUUCGAUGGUGACGUCACUCGCCUUCCCGCUGAGAAGGCGCUGGUGGAGGAGGGGUAGAACUCUUGACCUGCCCCCGCCCCUUACUGGCUCCUUUCCCCCACCCCAGCACACGGUGCAACAGGCCGUGGGCCCCACGAGGCCUCGCACCUGCUGUCACCCAGGAGCUGGCUGGGUUUCUGCUUCACGGGCUCAGAUCCCCCCCUUUUUUUUUUUAGGAGAGAAAAACGGUAGCGUCCUGCCUCACUACUGGCGUCUCUCUUUCUAUAGGGCAGCAAGCCACGCCUGGGUCCCCGGCUGUUAGAACGCUUUGAAGACCAGUGUGGCUCAAGCUUUGCCUGAAGCGAGGGCUUUUUCUUUGGUCUCAGUGUCAGGGUGGCACGAGCUUCCCCACCUUUGUGGCUCCCUCUUGGUGGCCGGCCCCCUGCGGCUUGGGGUUUGCACCUGAGAGAUGUGGCACGCUGCUCUGUAGCCUCUCUCUGCCGCUGUCUCUGCGUACCUCAUUUGCAGGAAGAUGCUGCGCUACUGGGGUGAAAUUCCCGUCUCGGCCAGUCAGGCCAACCGCAGCUCUUUUGAUUUGCUUCAACGCGAGUUUCGCACGGUGGAAGUCCAAGAUCCUCCAUUGCAUCAGCCCUCGGCAAACAAACCCAGACCCACCACCAUGCUGGACAUCCCAUCGGAGCCCUGCAGCCUCACCAUUCACACCAUCCAGCUCAUCCAGCACAACCGACGGCUACGCAGCCUCAUCGCCAUGGCCCAGGCCCAGAACCAGCAGCAAGUUGAGGGCAUCAAAACUGAAGACAGCGAGCCUCUGCCCUCCCGUCCUGCUUCUCCACCUCUCCCCGAUGACCUGCUUCCCCUGGAUACCAAAAUCCCCAAACUGCCAUUUCAGCUGAGGCACAGUGACCCAGAGAGUGACUUCUAUAGAGGGAAAGGGGAACCUGUAACUGAGCUGAGUUGGACCUCCUGCCGGCAACUUCUCUACCAGUCAAUGGCCACCAUUCUUGCACAUACAGGGUUUGAAUGCGCCAAUGAGAGUGUCCUGGAGACCCUGACAGACAUUGCUCAUGAAUAUUGUUUGAAGUUCACCAAGCUGUUGCGCUUUGCUGUAGAUCGCGAGGCUCGGCUUGGUCACACCCCUUUCCCGGAUGUCAUGGAACAGGUGUUUCAUGAAGUGGGCAUUGGCAGCGUGCUCUCUCUGCAAAAGUUCUGGCAGCACCGUAUUAAAGAUUACCACAGCUACAUGCUGCAGGUUAGCAAGCAGCUCUCGGAAGAGUAUGAGAAGAUUGUCAACCCUGAAAAGGCAGCAGAAGACACAAAACCUGUGAAGAUUAAGGAGGAGCCAGUCAGUGAUAUCACUUUCCCCAUAAGCGAGGAGCUAGAGGGAGAUCUGGCAUCCGGUGACCAGUCUUUGCCAGUGGGAGUUCUUGGAGCUCAGAGCGAGCGUUUUUCUGCUAACCUGGAAGUGGAAGCAUCCCCACAGACUUCAGGUGCUGAGGUGAAUGCUUCCCCUCUCUGGAACUUGGCCCAGGUGAAAAUUGAGCCACAGGAAAGCGAGGAGGGCAAUGUUCAUGGCCAUGGGGUCCUGAGCAGUGAUGUAUUUGAGGAGCCCAUGUCUGGCAUGAGUGAAGCUGGGAUGCCACAGAGUCCCAAUGGCUCUGAGAGCAGUUAUGGCUCUCAUUCCCCUGACAGCCUAAUGGGAUCCUCUCCUGUCUUCAACCAACGCUGCAAGAAGAAGAUGAAGAAAAUGUGAAGGAGAUGAAGGGGGCUUCUCUUUAGAGACCUGCUAGUGAGACAGUGAGGCAGAGACAUUCUGUGAGCCUAGAGGGUGCCUGGUCCCAUGGGGAUGGAUAAAGGAUGAGUCCUGAGUUUUCAGGUGUGCUGUGUAAAAUCCCCCUGUGAUGUUCAGCCUGUAGUGCACAUUACUCGUCUACCCAUGAUUCCUUUCUCCCUUGGGCUCUGUGCUCCAUCCCUGCCCUAGAGAACUCACAUGGGACCCAUCCACUCAACCUGCAAAAUGGGUGGUGUCACCAAAAGACAUUGGGAGGUGGGGUGGGUUGCCAUGUGAGCAGUGGUUAUUAAGAGAAUUGUUAAGUCAAGAUGCAUGCAGACGUGGGGAUGAUCUGAGUGGAGCCAGGACCGAUUGCACUUUCUAGAGCAGUUCCUUCAUUUCAUUGGAAUUGUAUGUAGUGAUAUUAACUCAGCUGAGUUUUCCUGUUUGAAGUUCCUAUCUUAACAACUUAAUUUGAAAUAACUUCUAUUUUGGUGCCUUUUUAUGGUGCAGCUGACUGAUGACAAUUAUUUUUAUUCUGUGAAAGCCACAGCUGAUGUUCAACUCUGAGCCUUUAGCUGGAUUCACUGAGUCUCUCUCUUCUUUUUUUUUCCCCAAAAGCCAGAAAGAGCACGAAUCAAGCAUGAGCAAUGGUUUAAACUGGCUCUUUACCUCUAACCUACUGGGAGGUUUGAGGGAGAUUACUGAGCCUUGUAUUUGUCCUUACAAUUGCAAGUUUAUCUUUUGAAAGGAUGAGCUCCAGGCACGGUAUUUUGUUUGUCCAUGUAAUAGGACUGACUCUCAUUUUUUUUUCUCGUUGUCUUUUAUUUCAUUAUACAAAAAUAGAAACAAGGCAGAAUUUUUUCUCUGAAUAUGUCUAAGACACUGUGGCCUCUGGUUUCAGGGACAGGUUAGAAAACCUGCCAACUCCAAUUUUAAAGUUUCUUUCUAGUAGGGAAAAAUAAUAUUUACCUCUCAGUGGUUGUGUGGGGGUUGAUUAAUACCCAGAAGGCACUGUGAUCCUUUGAAAAGUAUUGUGUAAGUGUAAAGUAUCACUACUGUGUGGGAUUGUUGCUGAAUGGAGUGGGGAGAUGAGAGCAAAGACAGCUAGUGAAGUGCUGGAAGAUCUUCAUUCUGGAGUGACAAGAGAAAGCAAUCAAAUACACCUUAUAUGAACAAGGACAUAGAUGAUUACACUAGAAUAAAAGUUUCAUGCUUUAAGGCAUAAACCAACUACUUACUGUUGUAGUUAGGAAAUUUCUAUCUCCUGAGUAGGUGAUUUGACACUGGCACUUGGUAAUGGCAAGAGUCAAAAGCAUAAUAUUCUGCUAGAUGGAUUGUUAGACUGGAGUGAAAUGGCAGUCCUUUUGAUCUCCUUAGCUAAACUAAUUGCAUGAAGGGUCACGCUUAUUGGGCUGGGGUACAGGGUCCAGCCUUUUUGGAGCCUGUACCUUGCUCUGAACUCUGAAUAUUGUUCUGUUUGGUUUAUGCACUUUGGGAACUUUACCAAAUUAUCUCAUCGAAGAGGGCUGUGACGUAAUGCAGGGACAUGCAUCUGAGAGAAUGGUGGGUGCCUUGAUCACUGAGUGGCUUUCAAGUCUUGUAACUGGCUCAAGAAGGAAGGCUUAACCACUCCUCAGGGCUGCAGAGUAUCUUCCUCUUUCCAGGGCUUUAGUAGAAUCUCUAAAUCUUCAGUCUUCAGUGCUUUCUUUAUGCUGGUGAAGUACAGAUGCUCCUGUCUUACUUUUUAAUUAUGCUCUUGUAUUUUGUUUCCCUUCCAUACCCAUUCCCCACAUAACGUACGCUUUGCAGCAGGCCAAGUCUGAGUGCUUGAAGUACAUUUAAAUACUGUGGAAAUUCACCCUCUAUUGAUUCUACUAUGUAGCCAUACCAUAAGAGAGAUGUGAUAUUGAUUCUCUUUUUGAGAGUUGUUUAUGUGGAGAGAUUAGAAAUGCAUCAGGAUAGCUUGUACAUUUUAAAAUGAUGGCAGGGUAAAAUCUUUUACCUUUUUUUCCCCACCCUGUUAUACUAAGUGUCUUCUGACAUUUGUACAUUCGGUGAUGCUUUCUUUUGUACAGAUGGAAGCUUUAAAUUCCAGUCAAGUAAUUCCCUCAGAACAUUCCUGAGAUUUACUGUGACAUUUAUCAUGCUCAAAAUAGUGACAUUUCAAGUCGAGCUUAGUAAGUUGCAUACAGACAAUGUGCUCUUUUGAGGAGCCAAACAAGAUUUUAGUAGACAUUUAUGCAGUUCACAUCUCUUAGUCCCUGGACCUAAGAUUAUAGAUUAUAGUGAGAUUGUGGUGUGUGCUAGAAUUGGUGCACCGACAACUUGGUCAUGGAAAAAGCUCUCAUCUUAUCUUUUAACUGAUACCUGAUGAGGGGUUCUGUUGAAUGAACCAAUUCAGAAUUGCACAGUUUCAUUGGCAACAUCGUCUUCCAUUCUUCUAUUUCCCACUGUGAAUAGUUAUGUGCUGACAAGUCAGAACAUGGAAUUUUGACAAAGUUUGUAUUAAAUGGCACUAAUUUCUUUGGAAAUCUGUCUUCCUGUCAGUAGAAAUAUUGCUAUGGACUUGGAGAGAUGGAUCAAUAAGAAUUAUUUGUGUUGGGAGAUUUUCAUUGGAAAUAGUGGAGGGACAGAUCAGAUAAGAUCCUAUAUGAAUGUACUGCGGUCUCAAAUCUUUUAUUCUCUAGAAAGUUCCUUCUCUCCUCCUGUCUGAAUACCUGAGCCUGACAUCAUACCACCCUUCCUGCAAACACCACUACACAUGCAGGUCUAGGUCUGAUUCCCCCUGUAGUCUUGUGAUUUGACUCUAUCCUCACUGUCAAGAUGGGCAGAGGGCUUUAUUGAAAGAGAUUUUUUUUCAACCAGAACAGCUUUCAACUGAAAAGGAAAAUGGGAAACAAGAUGGGAGGAGGCAGGAGAAAGCAGUAUGAAUAAAUGCUCACUUACAAGGCUGCUGCAUGUCGUAUGUGUGGAGGGGAUACUUCAGUGAUAUUGUUUAAAUAUUUAAACAUUUUAUAAGAGUAAAAUAUGUACCUUUGUCUGUGUUACAAUGGAUCAAAAUUGUCUGAAGUGUUGCAUAUCCUUUUUCUUUCUUCCUGGGAGAGAGUUUUCUCUGUUUACAAGAAAAUAAAAGUUUAAUCUAUGGAAA